ACCUCAAUUACCACUAUUUUAUAAUUAAUUAAUACGGGUAUUUAUUUUAGUGUGAUAAGUCAACUCAUUGUGUAAAAAUGUCUCAACUUUCCAAAGUUAAAUCAAGAAGAAAAUUCAUCAGUCCUGUUUUUCAUUUACAAACCAAAGAUGAAGAUGGUGAACAUAUAACUGAAGAUGUUAUAAAGAAUGUAAAGCAAACUGGAAAAUUGAAUUUAUCCUCUAGGCAUCUUGCUUCAGUUCCUGAAAAGAUGUUCAAAAUAUAUGACGUACGAGAUAAAAAUGAAGUUAAUGUUGAUUAUAGUAGAAAUAUCAGAGAAGAAGAAGCCUGGUGGAAUAUCAAACCUUUAACAAAUUUAGAUCUGAGUUCUAAUGUUCUAACUAGCCUACCAGACAAAAUAUCUAUGUUUCAAGACCUAGCUGUGUUAAAUUUACAAGAUAAUUUAUUAACAAUGUUACCCCCAGAAAUAUGUGAAUUGACAAGAUUAACAAGGUUAUCCCUAAAUCGCAACAAAAUUAACAAAUUGCCUAAGAAUAUUAACCAACUAACAGAAUUGAGGUAUUUGUGUAUAAGUCAUAAUUGUUUGGAGUGUAUUUCAAAGAAUAUUUCCGAUUUAGUAAUGUUAGAAAUGUUGGAUAUUUCAAACAAUAUUAUAUCAAAACUACCACCUGGGAUAGGGUUUCUGGUUCGUCUUACAGAACUGAAUGUGUCAAAUAACAAACUAACUGAAUUACCACCUGAUAUAGUCAACCUUAGAGCUCUACUGAAAUUGGACAUAAGCCACAAUAAUAUUGAGCACUUGCCAGAGUUUGGGGAACUGAGAAAACUUCAGAUAUUUUAUGCUCAGCAUAAUGAUAUUCAAGAAAUUCCAAGUUUCAGAAGUUGUGAACAAAUUCAAGAAAUAUACCUCGGAAAUAAUUUCAUCAAAGAGAUACCAUUAGAAUUCUGUGAGGUCAUGUGCCAUUUGAAAACCCUUGAGUUACGGGACAACCAAAUAGAAUCCGUGCCAUCCGAAAUAACUAAUUUAGUUCACUUAACUAAGUUUGAUCUUACCAAUAAUGAUAUCACAGAGUUACCUUUUACAAUGGGACUCAUGCCACAUUUGCAAAUAUUGAAACUAGAAGGAAACAAAUUGAGACAGAUAAGGCCAGAUAUCAUUCAAGGAGGGACAAAUCGUAUUCUGAAAUAUCUAAGAGAAAAAAUUAGUGAAGAAGACCUCAAAACCCUGAAUGUGCCAUCAGAUGUAUCUUAUGAUAACAGAACAUACCCAGAUAGGUUUAGUAUGAAAAAUGGCAACAUUCUCAAUUUGGCUAUGAAAAACAUAGCAGAGAUCCCGGAUGAAUGUUUUCAUGAAGCUAAAAAAGCUGAAGUACAUACUGUAGAUUUGUGUAAAAAUAAGUUCACCGCAGUUCCAUUGGGGUUGAAAUUGAUAUCAGACCUUUUGACUGAAUUGAAUUUAUCAUCAAAUCAAUUGAAGGAAGUACCAGAGUUCCUCAAGGAUUUCACAAAACUGAAAUUUUGCGAUUUGAGUAACAAUUAUCUGAAUUCUUUGCACGAAAGUUUCUCAUCCAUGGUAUCUCUAAGAGAGCUUAUAUUGAGUAAUAACAGGUUUGGCAAAAUACCCGAGUGCAUUUUCGGAAUGACUGGUCUAGAAAUCCUUCUGCUUAAUGACAACAAGGUAGAACAAAUACCAAUGGAAGGUUUGAAAGAAUUGAAAAGGCUAGCUACGUUAGAUCUAUCCAACAAUAAUUUACAUCAGAUUCCGCCGGAGCUAGGGAAUAUGAUUCAGUUGAGGUGUAUUGAGCUUAGAGGGAAUCCAUUUCGUCAUCCAAGGCCUGCCAUUUUAGGUCAAGGAACAGAAUCAAUUUUGUCAUAUUUGCGUGAUAAAAUCCCAAGAUAG
Molecule: messenger RNA, 1898 nt
Organism: Phaedon cochleariae (mustard beetle)
Lineage: Eukaryota; Metazoa; Arthropoda; Insecta; Coleoptera; Chrysomelidae
Source: the annotation of a GenBank genome assembly